Musca vetustissima is the source of this 1197-nucleotide messenger RNA. RefSeq names its product very-long-chain (3R)-3-hydroxyacyl-CoA dehydratase (gene Hacd2). The transcript is spliced from 6 exons. Lineage: Eukaryota; Metazoa; Arthropoda; Insecta; Diptera; Muscidae. The record is from RefSeq and is a predicted model, not a curated record. Gene Ontology annotation, biological process: fatty acid elongation; very long-chain fatty acid biosynthetic process; sphingolipid biosynthetic process. Bases 1 to 1188 code for a protein of 395 amino acids. Gene Ontology annotation, cellular component: endoplasmic reticulum membrane. Gene Ontology annotation, molecular function: 3-hydroxyacyl-CoA dehydratase activity.
AUGCUGGAAAAAGAAAAUUCGAAAGAUAAAUUAAAUGUGCCACCAGGAGAAGUACGAAGCGAUGGAGCAAGACUAGCCUCGACAAAACAAUUGAGUCCAUUGGUUUAUUGGGCUCAGACGGCAUACCAAAUCAAUCUUAAAGUGGAUCUUAAAGAUGCAGAGUUCGCAGAUGUGGAUUUUACACCCAACAAACUUUAUUUCAAGUCCAAAGGUAUCGGUGCCAGGGGUCUGAACGACUAUGCUUUCGAAAUUACUUUUUAUGGAUUUAUCGACGAUGAGGAAUCUCGUUACAGAGUGUUUGAUAACAAAAUCGAAUUCAAUAUUGUUAAAAGCGAAAAGGGAUGGUGGCCUCGUCUUGUUGCCACUCCCCAGAAACCCCAUUGGUUAAAAAUUGAUUUUGAUCGUUGGCAAACAGAAGACGAUUUGGCCGAAGAGGAAAAACCACGAAAUGUUCAGGAAGACUACUCACAGGAAUAUGAACGCUUGCAAAAAGAAGAAAUAGGCUAUAUUAAAGAAAGCUCCAAAAAAGUAUAUCUGGUGAUAUACAACUUGGUGCAGUUUGUUGGCUUUCUAUAUGUUUUAAGUGUUUUAGCCGUCAGAUAUUAUCGAGAUGGGCCAUCUAUGAUACCAACCGCAUACGCAUUGGUAGGCAAUGCUAUGAAAUUUAUUCAAUUGUUACAAUAUCUGGAAGUUUUGCACCCAAUGUUCGGAUAUACAAAAGGUUCGCCAAUAAUACCAUUUAUGCAAGUAACUGGAAGAAAUUUUGUUCUUUUCGUGAUGAUUGAAUUUGAAGAAAGGAUGCAGUCGAAGCCUGCCGUGUUUUAUGUUUUCGUAAUAUGGUCCUUGAUUGAAAUAUUUCGGUACCCGUACUAUGUUAGUCAAAUAUUGAAAAUGCAGUAUGGUUUACUGACCUGGAUCCGCUACACAAUAUGGAUACCUCUGUAUCCACUAGGCAUACUUUGUGAGGGAAUAAUUAUAUUACGAAACAUUCCGUAUUUUGAAGAAACGAAACGUUUCAGCAUCGAAAUGCCAAACAAGUGGAACAUAUGUUUCGACAUGCCGACUUUCUUAAAAAUCUACAUCAUCGUACUAAUACUCCCCGGAUCAUUUAUGCUUAUGUCACACAUGGCCAAAACAAGAGCCAAGAAAUUAAAUAAGCGACAACGAUCACGAAAACUCAGUGAAUAGAAAUGCAAU